AUGCAAGUACUAACGGAUGACGUCAUCUUUCAGACACGACUCAAGUGGUUGGAGCGCAAAUUUACUGAAGGAAGGCUUGGGCAACCUGGCAGUAUCCCAACCCUCGUGCUUCCUUCGGGUAGCAUGGCAGCUAGGCACCGGAAGGGUGUUACAGCUGAGCGAUUUUUUCAGACACGAAAAACCAACGUCGUGAUCGCCCAAAUAUCUGCGUUACUUUCCACAUCAUCCUUUUUCUAUGAAGACGGCAAGACCAGCGCAGCUGAGUUUGCUGGUAGUGGCUUUUAUACUUCACUGCCAAGUCAUUGUUUGACCGCCUCUGGCUCUCGUCCACUCUUCACGUGGUUGUGCGGAAAGAACCCUCCGAAGGUUCACCCUUCUUCCAAUCGGGUGACAUGUCUUUGCCCAUCUUGUCAUCCAUUUCAAGUUACUAUCCUACGUUUUUGUCUUCUUUUUUCCAAGAACCGUUUUCUUUAA
Opisthorchis viverrini is the source of this 474-nucleotide messenger RNA. RefSeq lists its product as hypothetical. Bases 1 to 474 code for a protein of 157 amino acids. NCBI's taxonomy places the organism in Eukaryota, Metazoa, Platyhelminthes, Trematoda, Opisthorchiida, Opisthorchiidae. The transcript is spliced from 3 exons. The record is from RefSeq and is a predicted model, not a curated record.